Rhinichthys klamathensis goyatoka is the source of this 974-nucleotide messenger RNA. RefSeq lists its product as uncharacterized. The transcript is spliced from 5 exons. The record is from RefSeq and is a predicted model, not a curated record. Bases 168 to 974 code for a protein of 268 amino acids. Lineage: Eukaryota; Metazoa; Chordata; Actinopteri; Cypriniformes; Leuciscidae.
CAUUGUGCUUUCUAUGAUGGCAGAAACGAAGAUAAAAAAGAUUAUAGUUUGAUAUUUUUUAAUCAUGUAAGAUCCACAUGUGGAUGAAAAUCUUUCAAUAAACUGAAAGUGUGUGUGUAAUGUAGUGUGUGUCUGUCACAUAACACACCUUCUGUUUUCUCAUCAGGAUGAAUCUUCUUCUUCUUCUUCUUCUUCUUCUGCUGUGCUUUAUCAGUUAUAGCGGAUCCUCCACUAAACCUGUGUCAGGAAUAAAGGGAGGAAUCGUCACUCUAUCCUGUGGAUCUGAGGACAGAGAGAUUGUGGAGAUCAGUUUAUUCAGUGUGUGGAAACACAUCCCUGUGUGUGAGGAGAGAAACUGCAGCGGUCGAGUGUGUAAAGAAGGAUCAUGUGACGUCAUCAUCAACGAUCUGAUCUACAGUGACGCUGGGAAAUACUUUUUACGUGUUUAUUACAAUAAUGAUCAGAGAGAAGUGAAGCGACAGAUCAGGGAAUAUCAUCUUCAUAUUCACGAUGAGAUCUCAGUGAAGAAAGGAGAGGAUCUGAAGUUGGAUGUUGUGUUGAUCAACGCUGAUAAAGUGGAGAGAAACUCUCGCUCCGGCUGGACAGAGGUGUGGAGGAGAGGUCACGGGGUCAGAGGUCACGGGGUCAGCAGUGAUCGACUGACCGUCAGUGACCAGACUCUGAUCAUUCAUGACUUUACAGUCACUGACACUGGAACAUACAGAGCUCUGGACUCUAAUAAUGAAGCCUUGAUCACAGUCACAGUCACAGAAUCUGUUCUAGACUCGAAGGGAAAUCUGAGCGACACUGAACAUCGACCUGUAGAUCAUUGGAUGUUGCCGGUUGGACUGACUGUGUUUCUGCUGGUUCUGGUGGUUCUGUCUGCUGUUGUGAGAUACAGACGUCCAAAAAAAAAAAAAAAAACCCUCAGAGUUCAGGAUCAGAUUGAGGAUCUGUGGAUCAUGAUGAUCUAG